Trypanosoma cruzi is the source of this 380-nucleotide messenger RNA. Its product is annotated as mucin TcMUCII, putative. The record is from RefSeq and is a predicted model, not a curated record. The transcript has a single exon. Lineage: Eukaryota; Euglenozoa; Kinetoplastea; Trypanosomatida; Trypanosomatidae. The annotation marks the transcript as partial.
AUGAUGACGUGCCGUCUGCUGUGCGCCCUGUUGGUGCUUGCCCUGUGCUGCUGCCCGUCCGUUUGCGCGUUAGUGGAACCGGAGCCUAAAGUUGAUGUUCAAGCUUCCCAGACGACCACGACGAAUACAACACAGCCACCAACUGCUAAGCCGGUUGAAGCUAUUGUAGGCGCCCCCAGUCAAUCGACCCUUGCAACAGGGGGAGCAUCACAGGAGACCGGUCAUUCAGAUCCUUCAACAACGGGGCCCGUUGCAAGUCCGGGAGAUGAUGGCGGAGAGGGAUCAGGAUCUACCAGUACGGCAGUUCUGGAACCAAAAGUAAGUACCGAACCAAAUAAAUCACUGACAGAGGGCACGAACGGUAUGACAAACAACAAAGU